AUGCAGAAUAACCCUGAAGCAAAGGCUCAGUGGGGUCUAUGGAGCAAUCAGGCAGACUUCCUGGCCCACUACCAGUUCAUCGUCGACAUCUCCAGUGGCAGAUUGGUCGAUGCAGCUUCCCUCGCCGCCAUCCCCAUCACCGCUGCCCCUGACAACCUUGCCCUUCAGUUGCUUGAUGCCACAGAUGACUACGCACACCUCUGCUACUCCUACCCCGACGACGCACCCAGAAGACAUCCCCAAAACUGCCGUCACCACGCCCUUUGGUACUUUCACUUUCAAUUACAGCUGUUUGUUCUCAGAAACGCCGGAGCCACCUUUCAGCGGAUGAUGGAUGGCAUCUUGGGAACAUCUGUGACACAUCUCUACAGUUUUAGACCGCUUGCAGCAGAGGGGCUUGGUAGUGCAAUAGGACAAGUGUGUUUUCGGUGUCAGAGAAGUGGACUUCCUGGGGCACCACCUCUUUCCCCCCUCCUAGACAAGGUCGUGGCAGUCAAGCAAUUUCCCACACCAUCCUCAGUGAAGACACUCCAAGAGUUCAUGGGAAUGGUGAACUAUCACCGCUUCCUACACAUCAUGGAACCCUUGUACACUGCACUUGCAGGGAAACCUAAGGACCUGACAUGGGCCCCCCCCUCAAACGCCAGCAACAUAGCUAUCAGAGCUGUUCUCGAGCAGGUGGUCGGAGGACUGCCCCGCCCUUUGGGUUUCUUCAUCCGCAAGCUACUGAAGGCCGAAAAGAACUACUCAACCUUCAAUAGAGAGUUCCUCGCCAUGGAUCACAUGCCCCUAGUCCACGCCUUCACGAGACAAGGCAACACAUGGUCCCUCCACCAGCGCCGUCAUCUCUCUGCCAUUGUCGAGUUCAACUGCUCCAUUCCACACCUGCUGGGCAGUAAGAAUCCUGUAGCUGACGCCCUUUCCAGAGUUUCCAUCGAUGCAGUUCAUUUAGGGCUCGACUACAACCAACUCUCUAAAGAGCAGCAACAUGACCCAGAGACGUCCAUUACUUCCCUCAAGUGGAAGGACGUCCCUGUGGACGAAGCAGGCACCACAAUCCUCUGCGACAUCAGCACCGGUCGACCGCGCCCAUGGAUUCCAGCCUUCCUGCAUUGUCACAUUUUCAGCCUCAUCCACAGCCUGACCUAUCCCUCUCGACGAGCGACAUCGCAGAGGCGUUUUGCACACAUCCAUGUCGACGUAGUAGGUGCCCUACCACCAUCAGGACAUCGUUACCUCUUCACCGUAGUGGACCGUUCAACUAGAUGGCCUGAAGCUAUUCCUAAGUCCAACGCCAGUUCCGUCUCCUGCGCCGCCGCUCUGCUCUCCAGGUGGAUUUCGAGAUUCGGCAUCCCUGCCCACAUAAUGUCUGACCGGGGCACCUCUUUCACUUUGCAGCUCUGGACAUCCCUGGGGCAGCUAUUAGGCACCUCCAUCCAUCACACCACGGCCUACAACCCGGAAGCUAAAGGCAUGGUAGAGCGUUUCCACAGAACCCUGAAAGCUGCCCUGAUGUCUCGAUGUAGCAACUCAAUGUGGUUUUCACAACUUCUCUGGGUCCUUCUCGGCCUUCGAACGAUUCCAAUGGAAGGGCUGGACGUCUUCCCCGCAGAGAUGGUUUUCGGCGGCCCCCUUGUAGUUCCCGGUGUAUUCUUCCCCAAUGCUCCAUCCAGCGACGACAUCGCCAGACUACGACGCAUCGUCGGGAAGUUCGCCCUCUGCACACAGACCAACAGGCCACCUGAACACCGUUACGUCCCCAAAGAUCUACGCACGACGAAGUAUGUUUUCCUCCACACCGACGCCCACACGCCUCCCCUCACCCCUCCCUACUCUGGCCCAUAUGAAGUCAUUGAGAAGAUGGAGAAGGCAUUCCUGCUGCAGAUCAAAGGCGCCAACGAUUGGAUCUCGAUAGAUCUCUUAAAACCAGCGUAUCUUCAGGACGACGACCCCCCUCCAGUACGAUUCUCCAGGGCGGGCCGCCCCCUCUCACAUACCAUGGGGUAUCUUCGCUGA
Molecule: messenger RNA, 2016 nt
Organism: Penaeus monodon (black tiger shrimp)
Lineage: Eukaryota; Metazoa; Arthropoda; Malacostraca; Decapoda; Penaeidae
Exons: 6
Coding region: 1-2016 (671 amino acids)
Biological process (GO): DNA integration
Molecular function (GO): nucleic acid binding
Source: RefSeq, a predicted model, not a curated record